Molecule: messenger RNA, 560 nt
Organism: Zonotrichia leucophrys gambelii
Lineage: Eukaryota; Metazoa; Chordata; Aves; Passeriformes; Passerellidae
Gene: URM1
Product: ubiquitin related modifier 1
Exons: 5
Coding region: 71-376 (101 amino acids)
Biological process (GO): tRNA thio-modification; protein urmylation
Cellular component (GO): cytoplasm; nucleus
Molecular function (GO): protein tag activity
Source: RefSeq, a predicted model, not a curated record
GGAAAUCCUCCGCGGCACUUCCGGCGCGGCCGCGCGCGCCCGCCCCUCCCUCCCGCCCGCCGCCGCCAAGAUGGCGGCGCCCGUGUCGCUGCAGGUGGAGUUCGGAGGUGGUGCAGAGCUCUUAUUCGAUGGUGUCAAAAAGCAUCAGGUGACUUUGCCCUGUCAACCAGAGCCUUGGGAUGUCAGAAACCUGCUCAAGUGGAUCAAACAGAAUAUGCUGAAAGAGCGACCAGAGCUAUUCCUGCAAGGGGAAUCUGUGAGGCCAGGAAUUUUGGUGCUCAUCAACGAGGCAGACUGGGAACUAAUGGGUGAGCUGGAUUAUAAACUCCAGGACCAGGAUAAUGUGCUUUUCAUCUCAACACUGCACGGCGGGUGAACUCCUGAAAAAACAAGAGGAUGUAAAUCAAAAUCCCUGGGAAAAAAAAACCCAAACAAAAACCUUAACCCACCUAAACCUCUCUUGAACUGCCUGUGUCCAGUCUCUGCAUCUCCCCUCUGCGUUCACUUGUUCUUGACAUCCAAAUAAAGCCCCGCCAGCCUGCGGCCUUCUGUCCACCACA